Messenger RNA from Wickerhamiella sorbophila, 927 nucleotides. Its product is annotated as MIOREX complex component 10. The record is from RefSeq and is a predicted model, not a curated record. NCBI's taxonomy places the organism in Eukaryota, Fungi, Ascomycota, Dipodascomycetes, Dipodascales, Trichomonascaceae. The transcript has a single exon. Gene Ontology annotation, biological process: positive regulation of mitochondrial translation. The coding region runs from base 1 to 927 and encodes 308 amino acids.
AUGUUCCCCGGCUAUCGAGUUUCGGGUCCGUUCCGCCGCUGGGCGAGUACGUCGCCUCAAUCGGCCAAGAUUCGCAAAAUAUUGAGGAGACAGGUCCCAGAAGUACCCAAAUUUGUACAAUCUUGUGUCUCCGCGUCGAAAUGUGCUCACUAUAACCUUCCCCAGGCGGUGUCGCUGCUCACUGGCCAGGGCCACUAUAGCCGAAUGCUCGAGAGCGGCGAUUUCGCACACGCUAUAUUAGACGAAACAGAUGUGUUUGUUUUGAAAAAUGGUGUCGUUGUGGCCUGGAAUAUGGAGGAAGAUACAGUUGUUAAAAAGCUGCUGCCUUUACUGAGGCUUGCCGAGUUGGGAUCAUUUCAAGAUGUCGAAACAGAAGAUAUGGACUAUGUGGAGGAAGAAACACCUCAAGAUGUACGGUCUGGUAUGAUUGGUGAUGUUAUUUAUAUUCAUGGAUUCACGGCAGAACAACGGCUGCUUGACAAGGUUGCUUUUUCGUCCGGACUCGCCCGUCACACCAAGUUAAGUGCUCUGGAAAUGUCCAGCGAGAAACUAAUCAAAAACGUCGAAGUCAUCUCCAAAUCGAUGGCUGAAGGAACCGAAACAGGCCUGGAUAUGAAGGCGGUGGAGCGUUUGACUGGCCGGUUGUUACAGAUCCGCGGAGUCUUGAACUUGUAUUCAGAUAUCACAGAGACUCCAGACCAGUUUUGGUCACAGCCAGAGCUCGAAAGUUUAUAUGAACUGGUCAGUCGUAAACUCGAUGUGUCUGAACGCAUCGAAAUCCUGAAUAAAAAGCUCGACUACGUUGCAGAUAUGGUUUCGAUUUUACGCACCCAUCUGAGCGAAAAGAAUAGUGUGCGUCUCGAAUGGAUGAUUAUUAUUCUCAUUACAGUUGAGGUUGUAUUUGAAAUGCGCCAUCUGGUUCUCUGA